UGGGAUAAACCCGAAGAACUGAAGUCAGAGACCGAGAAACUGUUGGCCAACUGUCACUGGAAGGAGUAUAAGACCGAAGACCAGAGGGUCUACUACCACAACAUUGUGACCAAGGAGUCCAUGUGGACUAUACCUCACGAGUUGGACGAACUUAAAGCUAAGAUUGCCAGCGAAGAGGCUAAGGCUUCCACUGCCGGCUCCACCAAUGGAUUCCAGACAACAGCGUCGGAACCGUUGCCAAAGUCGCCCAAUCAGUCAUCAUUGCCCACAACUCCUCAGUCGACACCACAACAGACAAUGACUCCGACGAUAACCAUUCCUUCGACUCCACCACAAGAGCCGCAGAUGACUGAAACACCUCCAGAACCCAGCGGUGAUAAAACUCCUGAGUCUCCGACCAGUAGUGAAGGCAAAGUGGACAGCAGUCCCAACGACUUCCCACUUCCCGCCACUAUUAUGACCCCAACGGAGACCAAAGAUCUGUCGGAAGUAUUUAAAGACUUAUUGAAGGAGAAGAACGUGUCGUCGACUGCCAGUUGGGAACACGCGCUCAAACUCAUUGGUUCUGACCAUCGCUUCGAACGGUUCCGCAGCCAUCCCGAGAGGAAGCAGUUCUUCAACGCAUAUAAAGUGCAAAAAGCGAAGGAAGAGAAGGAGGAGCAGAGGGUUCGCGCCAAACGAGCCAAAGAGAAUUUGGAGAAGUUUUUGCACUCAACCGACAAAAUCAAUUCGUUGACCAAAUACAGGGCAGCCAUCGAAGUGUUGAGAGACGUGGACGUCUGGAAAGCUGUUCCGGAGAUCGAUCGCAGAGAGAUCUUCGACGACGCGAUCGUGUUUUUGGCCAAAAAGGAGAAGACGGAAGCGAAACAAUUGCGGAAACGAAAUAUGAGAGUAUUGAGCGAUAUAUUGGACUCAAUGACUCAAAUCACACACCGGACCACUUGGCAGGAGGCGCAGCAGCUGUUGCUCGACAACCCGGUGUUCGCAGAGGACGCCGAGCUCUUAGGUAUGGAUAAGGAGGACGCGCUCAUUGUCUUCGAGGAACACAUCAGACAAUUGGAAUCCGAAGAAGAAGAGGAGAAAAAGCGCGAAAAGAAGAGACAAAUUCGACUCCAGAGGAAGAAUAGAGAGUCGUUUAUAGGCUUUUUGGACGAACUGCACGCCAGCGGAAAGUUGACGUCAAUGUCUAAAUGGGUUAACCUGUACCACGAGAUCAGUGCUGACCCGCGGUUCAGUGCAAUGCUGUCGCAGCCCUUCUCGGGCUCAACACCUCUCGACUUAUUUAAGUUUUAUGUCGAAGAACUCAAAGCCAGAUAUGAAGACGAAAAGCAAUUGAUUAAAGACAUCCUCAAGAGUAAAGACUUUGAGGUGACGAUUGCCACCACUUAUAUAGACUUCGCCACUAUUCUGAGUGAAGACACUCGAAGUGCGACACUCGACGGCGGAAACGUUAAAAUCAUUUACGAGAAGCUCAUCGAAAGAGAGAAGGAGAGGGAAAGGGAGCGAAUCAAAGAGGAACAGAAGAUUAAGCGUAAACUAGAGACCGCUUUCUUAGCUGUAUUGGCAAAACUGGAUCCGCCUAUCGAUGAGGACUCCGAUUGGGAUUCUGUCAGACAUCUCAUUGCCAAUGAAGAGGCUUUUAUGGCUAUUCCUACAGAAGCCGAGAGAAUAACAAUAUUCAAGAGUUGCAUCCGAACUAUGGAGGAGUCGUGUAGUCAUCACCACUCGAAGGCUAAGAAGAGCUUCUAUUCCAACAAAAAGACCGAUAAAUCCAAGAAAAUUAAGAAAAGAUCUCAUUCUUCCUCGUCUUCAUCUUCAUCGUCGAGUGGAGACGAGCGCCGACACAAACGCAGUGAAACCACUAAAAAGGACAGUCGAUCCCAUUCUAGAAGCGAUCGUUCCGCUCAUUCUCACAGCUCUUCCAGUGAUAGCGAAAAGGAGUUUCAGAAAUUCAAACCAAUUCCUCCGCGAAAGCAGUCUUCUGAAUCCGAUGACGAAAGGGCGCGAUUGGAAUCUCCAGAGAAAAGUAAAGUCACGGAAAAGACUUCCAAUGCUAACGAGUCUUUCGACGAUUUGGAAGAAUUGGAGAAACAAAGGAGAAUAUUGUUGCAACAGUUGGCCGCACAUCACACCACCCAA
Messenger RNA from Oppiella nova, 2139 nucleotides. Lineage: Eukaryota; Metazoa; Arthropoda; Arachnida; Sarcoptiformes; Oppiidae. The record is from the annotation of a GenBank genome assembly.